Messenger RNA from Aaosphaeria arxii CBS 175.79, 1350 nucleotides. Its product is annotated as PLP-dependent transferase. The coding region runs from base 1 to 1350 and encodes 449 amino acids. The record is from RefSeq and is a predicted model, not a curated record. The transcript is spliced from 5 exons. Gene Ontology annotation, biological process: amino acid metabolic process; biosynthetic process. Gene Ontology annotation, molecular function: pyridoxal phosphate binding; transaminase activity. NCBI's taxonomy places the organism in Eukaryota, Fungi, Ascomycota, Dothideomycetes, Pleosporales.
AUGUCUUCAUCGCAAACUUCCUCACUCGGACAAAGAGGGGUUGCCCUAGCAUCUGGACCGAAUCUUCGCGACAAAGCCACAGACAUACUCGCAAGACAAUGGGAUCCUGUGACCAAUCCAGACGGAGCCGUGAAUAUCGGUACGGCCGAAAAUCAUCUUAUGAUUGAGGAGGUUGCCGAGUCCAUUCGGUCGAAGAAUGCAUUAAACAGUGAGGUUUUGGAUUAUGGGGAAGGGCCAUGGGGUACACAGAGAUUGAGAAAUGCUAUGGCGAGAUUCAUGAAUCGGCAUUUUCAUCCCCAUGUCCCUAUCGACCCAGAAUACCUCACCUUCGCAAAUGGCUGUAACCCCAUCUUCAACAUGCUUGGACUCGUGUUGGGGGAUCCUGGAGACGGCAUCCUGCUCACGAGACCCAGUUACAUCGCCUUCGCCAGCGGCCUUGGUCUUGUUGCAAACAUGAAACCAAUAUACGUCCCCUUCCACCCGCUCUCAUUCCAAUUCUCCCCAACCUCAACCUCCGCCUACUCCAACACCCUCCAAACAGCAUCAUCAACCCACGGCAUCCGCACCCGCGCCCUGAUCCUCUGCAACCCCCACAACCCCCUCGGACGCUGCUACCCCAUCACCACACUCAUCGCGAUCCUCAAGUUCUGCUCAUUCCACGGCCUCCACCUCAUCUCCGACGAAAUAUACGCCAUGUCCGUCUACCCCACAUCCACAUCCCCGGACGCCACACCCUUCACAUCCAUCCUCGCAGUCCCCGACCUCGCAUCCUACAUCGACCCAGACUACGUGCACGUGCUGUACGGGCUGAGCAAGGACUUCUGCGCGGGUGGGAUGCGUUUAGGGUGCCUUUACACGACGAACGGGGCGCUGAGGCGCGCGGUGUCGGCGGUGAGCGAGUUUCACUGGCCGGGUGGGAUCGAUCAGGUUGUUGCGGCGACGGUGCUAGAGGACGAGGAGUGGGUGGAUGGGUUUUUGGAGAGGAGUCGGAGGAGGUUGGGGGUGGCGAGUGGGUUUGCGAAGGGGCUGUUGAGGGAGGUGGGGAUUGAGUGGGAGGAGGGUGAUGGUGGUGUGAAUGCGGGAUUCUUUCUUUGGGUGGAUUUGAGGAGGUGGGUUGUUAGGGAUGGUGAAGAUGGUGAUGAUGGGUGGGAAGGCGAGAGGAGGUUGGUGGAGAGGAUGAAGGCGGAGAAGGUGUUUUUGACGGCAGGGAGGGCUCAGGGGAGCAGCGAGCCUGGGUGGUUUAGGUUUGUGUUUAGUCGUGAGGAGAGGGUUGUCAGGGAGGGGAUUAAGAGGUUGGUCAAGUGUUUGGAGGGAAUCAAGGCGGACAUGGACAAGGAGAAAGGGGGUUGA